Odocoileus virginianus texanus is the source of this 258-nucleotide messenger RNA. The record is from RefSeq and is a predicted model, not a curated record. Lineage: Eukaryota; Metazoa; Chordata; Mammalia; Artiodactyla; Cervidae.
CCGCCGCCGCCGCCGCCACUGCUGCUGCCGCCGCCGCCGCCUGAGAGAAGCAUGUCUGCAACUCGAGCUAAGAAAGUGAAGAUGGCCACCAAAUCGUGCCCCGAGUGUGACCAACAGGUUCCUGUUGCAUGUAAAUCAUGUCCCUGUGGUUACAUAUUUAUUAGCAGAAAACUUUUAAAUGCAAAACACCCAGAAAAAUCACCAUCUUCUACAGGUAAUUGUGAGAGUUUACCAUAUUUUUAGCUUUUCAAUGUAGAA